Molecule: messenger RNA, 4470 nt
Organism: Oncorhynchus gorbuscha (pink salmon)
Lineage: Eukaryota; Metazoa; Chordata; Actinopteri; Salmoniformes; Salmonidae
Product: LIM domain kinase 1-like
Exons: 16
Coding region: 131-2125 (664 amino acids)
Biological process (GO): protein phosphorylation; positive regulation of stress fiber assembly; actin cytoskeleton organization
Cellular component (GO): cytoplasm; nucleus; neuron projection
Molecular function (GO): protein binding; ATP binding; protein serine/threonine kinase activity
Source: RefSeq, a predicted model, not a curated record
UCCAGCUGUGAGGAUCUAGUCUAUCCAGCUUCAUAAACACACACCACGAAUAGCGGGGCUUUGGUCGAAGUGAGACCGGUUAUCUGUUCAUCAGAGUCAGGCUCUCAUAGAGCCCGGAAUCGGAGAGUGAAUGAGGUUGAUGCUGCUCUGUUGUGACUGGAAGGACGAACGUAUGGGAGAGGAGGAAGCUGGCAGAAGCUUGCCCGUGUGUGCGGGAUGCAGACAGCGGAUCUAUGAUGAACAGUAUCUCCAGGCACUCAACACUGACUGGCACACAGUUUGCUUCAGAUGCUGUGAGUGCAGUGCCUCCCUGUCCCACUGGUACUAUGAGAAGGAGGGCCGGCUCUUCUGCAAGAAGGAUUACUGGGCCAAGUUCGGAGAGCUGUGCCAUGGAUGCAAUGACCCCAUCACCACCGGACUGAUUAUGGUCGCCGGGGAACAGAAGUACCACCCAGAAUGCUUCACCUGUCUGAACUGCAGAGCCUUCAUCGGAGACGGAGACACCUACGCACUGGUGGAGAGGUCCAAACUAUACUGUGGCCUCUGUUACUACCGGACUAUCGUGACGCCGGUGUCCCUGCCAGACUCACCAUGCGCCAGGAUUCCCCACACGGUGACCCUGGUGUCCAUCCCAGCCUCCACAGACGGGCGGAGAGGGAUCUCAGUCGCCAUCAACCAGCCUGUCAGCCCCAACGGCUAUGGCCCCGAACGCACUGUCAGGGUAUCACAGGUGGACUCUGAGUUGAUCAGUCCAGAUGUGAAGAACUCCAUACAUGUCGGAGACCGGAUCCUGGAGAUCAACGGAACACCCAUCAGGAAUGUUCCUCUCGAUGAGAUUGACCUGCUCAUCCAGGAGACCAGUCGUCUGCUCCAGCUGACCAUAGAGCACGACCCCCACGACCAGGGGGGUUUAGAGGGUGAGACAGUGGGCGGACCCCUGACCACCCCCCUGUCUGAUGGUCCAAGCCCCAUCCUCCCCAUCACUCAGCCCCCACACCCAGAUAUCAACAACCUGCGCUCACGCAUGAUCACGCGGAGCUACAGUAUUGAUAAGUCUCCGUGCUCCAGUAACGCAGCGUCCCCUCUCUCUCAGAGGAAGGACUUUAACCGCUCCGAGUCACUGCGGGUCGUCUCCAACAGUCGAAUGCACCGGAUCUUCCGGCCUUCAGACCUCAUCCAUGGAGAGGUGCUCGGAAAAGGCUGCUUCGGACAGGCCAUCAAGGUGACCCACAGAGAGACAGGGGAGGUGAUGGUGAUGAAGGAGCUGAUUCGUUUUGAUGACGAGACACAGAGGACAUUCCUAAAAGAGGUGAAGGUGAUGCGUUGUCUGGAGCACCCCAACGUGCUGAAGUUCAUUGGUGUCCUUUACAAAGAUAAGAGACUCAACUUCAUCGCAGAGUACAUCAAAGGAGGAACCCUGAGGGAGACAAUCAAGAAAAUGGACACCAACUACCCAUGGAACCAGAGAGUGAGCUUCGCUAAAGACAUCGCUGCAGGAAUGUCAUAUCUGCAUUCCGUGAACAUAAUCCACCGCGACCUGAACUCAUACAACUGUCUUGUCAGAGAGAAUAACAGUGUGGUGGUGGCAGACUUUGGGCUGGCUCGGCUGAUGGUGGAAGACAAGAUCCAGGACAAGAGUCUCCUGCAGAAGAAACCUGACCGCAGGAAGAGAUACACGGUAGUGGGCAACCCCUACUGGAUGGCCCCGGAGAUGAUCCACGGGAAAAGCUAUGAUGAAAAGGUGGACAUCUUUUCCUUCGGGAUCAUGCUUUGUGAGAUCAUCGGUAGGGUAAAUGCAGACCCAGACUACUUGCCCAGGGCCCAUGACUUUGGCCUGAAUGUGACAGGCUUCUUAGAGCACUUCUGUCCUCCAGACUGUCCCCCAUCCUUCUUCCCUAUGGCUGCCCUCUGCUGUGACCUGGAUGCUGAGAAACGCCCUGCCUUCACCAAGCUGGAGGGGUGGCUGGAGAACCUGAAGAUGCACCUGGAGAUCGGCCUGCCGGUGGUGUCCGAGCUCGACACACUACACAAAGCGUUUUGGGGAAACCACACCGCCCCCACCAUGGCUUGCACCGCCAUGCGGUCCGAGAACGGCCUGCCCCCACACCCCGAGACUCCGGAGUAGAUGGGAUCUGUAACAGAGUGGAAUGCUGCUGGUCUCAGCCCAUGAGAGAGGGGGUUAUGGUGGUCAUUGAGGAGGGUAGUAGAGCCUCUGGCAAUGGAGUAGUUGCAUUGCAUUGUCCAGGGAGGGGUGAGGCAGGAGCUCUGUAUGUACCUCCUCAUGCCACAGCAGUCACAGUGGUCAUAUAGGCUAACAGUGAGCUGUCGAUGGGCUGUAUAGACUCAGGGGGAACCGAGGAAGGGAAAAGCCAGCCUUGCCUAAAGACACUCACUCAUUCAACUCCAACCAAGAGAGACUCACUCAGACUACCAUUACCACUAUCAUAGCUUCAGUCUCAUGAUUGCUGUACCUUAGCUGAAUGUCAGGCUGGCAACUGCUAGCUAGCAGUAUCAGUCAAUCCUAGCUGUAAAAACAUCCAUCUUAACACUCAUGUCAUCUUUAUCUUAUUGAGAUGGUGUUCAAGCAUUUUCAGACGCCACUUAAAAAAAAGAUGCUUCAGCCUCAUUGGUAGGGGUCCCUCCUCCAGAGUGUUUGUACAAUAUCAUGUGUUUGAAAAGUAUUCCUCUGUGUGACUUUGGUUUGAUUUAAUUUGAUGAUAUCAAAUCCACUUUUUUGAAAUGCUAAAGGAGGGGCCUUUUAUGUGGAUAAUACGAAACACAUAAGUUGAGACGCACACACACAAGUUGAGACGCACACACACAAUCCAGAUGUACAAUAUAAUAGAGCAAAUGCUUUUGAGCAUAAACAAAAAGCUUUUAAAACACUGCAUGACUGUAAAUAGCCCUGUCUGUGUCCAGUAAGCCUUGUCUGUUGUCUCCUCCUCUCCCCCUCUACUGGUGACAGUUGUGUCACAAAUGGUAUCCUGUUCCCUUUAUAGUGCACUGCUUAAGACCAGUUGCUAAAGCGUAUUACCAAAGUAGUGCACUAUAGGGUGCCAUUUGGGAUGCAUUCUUAAAGUGAUGCCCCUGGUAGUGUAGAACAUAUGGUCCAUGAAUGACUAUUCCUUCUCUCACUGUGCAGCAUUGACUUGACUUUGAGGUAAACUUCUUUCACACCUUUGAUACAUUUUUCCAUUUCAUAUGUUUAUUACUCUCUCUUUCCUUCUCAUUCACGUCGAGGUGAAAUCUUAUGUAUUCAAACUCAACCCACCCAAUGUAUAUAGCCGGUGAUAAUAUCACAUUGUAAAUGUUUUAAAUAUUCUAAAUGUACAGACAUAUUUUGUAUACUUAUAAUGUAUGCUACAUUGCCAUAUUUUUAUUGGGCUACCUGUUGAAAUUAAGGAGAAUAAGAAAAGUUUGGCAGUGGUAGCUGAUAUGGAGCAGAUAACUUUCGACAGGGAUGAUGACUUCCUGUCUUGGGUUGCCAUAGUGCCAGACAGUGGUAGGGGGCUUUUAGGAAGUUAAUGCGAAGUAAGAGAGCAUCUUAGGGUCCUAGCUCACUCCUACCGACCAUCACUGUAAGUGUAAGCACUCUCACAAGAUGUGUCUCAUUUACUCCCGUCGUCUCCUCUCUGCAUAUCAAGUUAUUUGAUCUCAUCUAGACUCCAGAGAGUGCCCUGACUAUGACCUUGGAUAUAACUACUCUGUGGGUAUCGCCUCAAUUGAAUGCAACCAUAACAAGAGGAUCAACACAGAGUCACAAAAUGAAGGUUAUGUAGUUUGGCAUUAUAUGCCAAGCCACAUUUACCGUUUAUUCCUCUCAAAAGAAAUUGAGAAUAAUUUGUUAGUUGUUACUAUAGAGUUGUUUAGUCAUCCAUAGCAGGGUGGAUGUGUUGUGGAAGUUGGAGACAGCCAGACAGUCACAUUAUAGUGUCUCUCUGACCACAAGCCUCUCUCAGUCCUACAGUACAUGGAGACAAACUUAGUCACAACACAAGUCUACUCUACAUGGAACUCCCUAUGUGAGGCCCUCUGUUUACACACAAACUGCUGGCUGUAAUUAAUAUCUCUAUUGUAUGUCUGUUGUUAUGCCUCUCAUACUACACUCUCUUGAAAAUAAUCUCUCACUGUAUGUGAAUUUUUCUCUUGAACACAUUGUCACUCUCAUUCUCUAACGCGUGUUCUUUUUCCAUCAAACAUUUUCUCUAUUCCCUCUUUUCUACUUGAAGAUGAGCUGCAUGGUGUACUUGCUAUUGCGAUCACUUCUGCUGUAUAACCAGGCUAUUCUUUUAAUUUUAAAGCUAAAAUUGUGAUUAAAAGGAAAGAAAGAAAGAGACAGGAAAGAGUGUACAGACAGAGACAGGAAAGAGUGUAGAGACAUAGACAGGAAAGAGUGUACAGACAUAGACAGGAAAGAGUGUACAGACAUAGACAGGAAAGAGUGUACAGACAGAGACAGGAAAGAGUGUA